AUGGUACAGGAUAUCGAGGGCAGUGACGCAAUAGUGGACGAUAUACUUGUCUGGGGAGCCAACAUGAAGGAGCACGACGAGAGGCUGAAACGAGUUCUCGGACGCGUGCGAGAGUACAACCUUACACUGAGCAAGGAUAAAUGUCAGUUCAGGAAGGACCGCGUAACUUACGUUGGACAUGAACUCUCAGAUAAAGGUGUAAAACCUGACCCAGAGAAAGUACGAGCAGUCCAGGAAAUGGACCCACCGAGAAAUAAAGAAGAACUCAUGACUUUCCUCGGAUUUCUGCAGUACUUGGGAAAGUUUCUUCCCAGUAUGUCGGAAAAAUCUGCACCUCUACGCCAACUACUGCAAAAGGACAUAGCAUGGCACUGGGAAGAGGAACACAUGAAGUGUUUUGAAACACUGAAGGAUCUUGUUAUCAAAGCGCCAGUUCUGCGUUACUAUGAUAAAAAUAAAGAACUUGUACUGACAGUAGACGCUAGCUCAAAGGGACUUGGUGCAGCAUUAGUCCAGGAAGGACAACCCAUAGCAUUUGCCUCGAGGGCAUUAACCACAUGUCAGCAGAACUAUGCGCAAAUUGAGAAGGAGACAUUGGCUAUCGCCUUUGGUUGCACAAAAUUUCAUCAGUACGUGUUUGGCAGACAUGUCCUAGUAGAGAGUGACCACAAACCAUUGCAGUCAAUAUUCACGAAGCCACUCUUCCAGGCCCCGCCUCGUCUUCAAAGGAUACUGCUGACGUUGCAGAAAUAUGACCUGAAAGUGUCUUAUAAACCAGGAAAGGAAAUGUUCCUAGCGGAUACAUUAAGCCGUGCAUUUCUGAAGGAGUCCAACGAGGACUUAGUUCCGGAUAUUGCGGUGAAUGAGGUACACCUAUUAUCGUACUUGCCUGUGUCACCAGAGAAGUUACAGGAAUUCCGCAAAGCUACAGCUGAAGAUGUAGAGUUACAACAACUUCAGAAAGUUGUUUUGGACGGUUGGCCGGACAGGAGGGAUCAAAUAUCAUUAAAUAUUAGACAAUAUUGGGAUAGUCAGGAUGAGAUAUCUUGUGUGGACGGCUUACUGUUUAAAGGACACAAACUUGUAGUUCCCAGAACCCUACGUCCGGAGAUGUUGAAAAUCAUUCACAGCUCGCAUCUUGGAAUUGUCAAAUGUAAGUCACGAGCAAGGGAUACAUUAUUCUGGCCAGGCAUGUCUUCAGAAGUAGAAGAUGUCGUCUCAAAAUGUUCAGUUUGUGCACAGCACAUCAACCGGAACCCGAAAGAACCCCUGGUGGAAACAGAAAUUCCUAAUAGGCCCUGGUCAAUAGUGUCAGCAGACAUAUUCGAGUACAAGGGACAAAACUACCUGUUAUCCGUUGACCAUUACUCGAAAUGGCCGGAAGUAGCAAAACUUGACAACAUGAGUAGUAACAAUACCAUUCAGUAUAUCAAGAGUCAGUGUUCCAGAUAUGGAAUAAUGGACAAAUUAAUUACGGACAAUGGCCCGCAAUUUGCAAGUGCAGAAUUCAACGAGUUCACAAAACAGUAUGGAAUUCAACAUGAAACCUCCAGCCCUCACUAUGCACAGUCUAAUGGACAGGCUGAACGUUGUGUACAAACCGUGAAGAAUCUUCUUCGUAAAGCUGACAAUGGUGAUCCAUACAAAGCCUUGUUAGUAUACAGAAACACAGCUAUUGAGGACAUGAAACUUUCUCCUGCGCAAAUGUUUCUGGGCAGACGCUUAAAGUCUGACUUACCAACGACUGCACCUCUUUUAAGUCCAGGUGUGAUACAGCCAAAUGACUUGAAAUCGCAUAUGAAGGCAAGACGAGUAAAACAGAAGUUUUACUAUGACCGACAUAGUGGUCCAGCUCUUAAACCACUAAACCCAGGUGACAAUGUUAUCAUGCAGAAAACACAACACAAGCAAUGGAUUCCAGCAACAGUUUCACAAAAACACCACAACCCAAGAUCCUAUAUUGUGGAAACAAGCACCGGAAGUAAAUACCGGAGAAACCGGAAAUACCUUCGACUUACAAAGGCGGAGUUCCCCAAUAUGAAUUGCGAUGAUGAGCCAUUUAUUCCAACAGUGAAUCCGCCACAACAAGGAACAGUUGUAAAGCCUGAUAAUCAACAACCAAGCACCAGUGACAAUAAUCAGGAAAACGCGAAUCCACCUAUGUCACAAUUUGGACAAUCAACCCCACAGAAAACCAGAUCGGGACGAAUUGUUGUGCCAAACAGAAAAUAUCGUGAUUAUGUGACAUAA
Pecten maximus is the source of this 2250-nucleotide messenger RNA. RefSeq lists its product as uncharacterized. The transcript has a single exon. Gene Ontology annotation, molecular function: nucleic acid binding. Gene Ontology annotation, biological process: DNA integration. Lineage: Eukaryota; Metazoa; Mollusca; Bivalvia; Pectinida; Pectinidae. Bases 1 to 2250 code for a protein of 749 amino acids. The record is from RefSeq and is a predicted model, not a curated record.